AUGUCCUUCUUAAGAUCUUCCGCAUCCCGCGCUUCCUCUUUUGCACGAAUUGCACGCCCGACCAGGUAUAUCCGCGCCGCCGAGCUCCAGCCAUGGCAACGAGCUGUGCAGCGCAGAACCUACGCCAGCGGCCACGGCUCGCAUGGUGAGACGAAGAGCAGUGACGUCCCAUGGAUAGGCGCAGCUGUCAUCGGCACUGCUGUCGGUCUCUAUGUUGUCAUCAACCAAGAUACAAACCACGGCGCCGAACACCACCCUCUCGGUGAACCCCACGGCGAAGGAGAUGCCCCCAAGCAUGGUACCGAUUCGGUCGUAAAGAAGGCAGACGAUAAGCCCAAGGAGGAGCCCAAGGAAGAGCCCAAGGAGGAAUCCAAGGAUAAGUCCGAGGAAAAGCCAAAGAGCGAGCACAAGGACCCUUCCAAGCCCACCAAGGAGAACAGCGAGGAAAAGGACAAGCAGUCUCCUGAUGAGUCUGACAAGCCCGACCCCCGCAAAGAGGAGACCAAGAGCACCAACGAGACCUCUGGCAAGCAAAAAGGCUUGUCCAACGACAACACCGAACACACUUCGCCGAUUUCCGAACACUCUGAGAAGAGCAAGAAGGGUGAGGGCGUUGCUGAAACCGCUAAGCUGCAAGGAACCGUCUCGACCGAUCGUCCUGGCGCGGAAAACAAGGAGGAGCGUGGUAACACCAAGGUCGACAAGGACGCAUAA
Bipolaris zeicola 26-R-13 is the source of this 714-nucleotide messenger RNA. RefSeq lists its product as uncharacterized. The transcript is spliced from 3 exons. The record is from RefSeq and is a predicted model, not a curated record. NCBI's taxonomy places the organism in Eukaryota, Fungi, Ascomycota, Dothideomycetes, Pleosporales, Pleosporaceae. The coding region runs from base 1 to 714 and encodes 237 amino acids.